UUUGUUUCAAGGUCUCUGCCUCUCCCAGCUUCAAGUUAGGUUUCAAGGUACUUACAGCUGCUCUUGACAUUCUAAGUCAGAAUAAGCCAAUUUCAGAUGUCGCUGCCGCUGCAACUUUAAGAAGGAACUAAGUGGUGAAGCUGGAUGGAACCCAGGCCUCUCCCACAGUGUCGGAAAGAGACCACUAAGAAGAUGUGUUCCUGUUCGGAGGUGAAACCAUGAAGAGAAAAUAGAGCAAAUAAUAAUGCUUUUCCGCAGUCGCUUCUUGCUGCUGCUGGCCCUGGCUGCCGUGCUGGCCUUCGUGAGCCUCAGCCUGCAGUUCUUCCACCUGACCCCAGUGUCCACAGCUAAAAAUGGAGUGAGUAGCAAGAGUCGAAAGAGAGUCAUGCCUGAGCCGGUGACUGAGCCCCCCGUGACGGACCCCAUUUACGAAGCUCUCUUGUACUGCAACAUUCCCAGCGUGGCUGAGCGCAGCAUGGAAGGUCACGCUCCACAUCAUUUUAAGCUGGUCUCGGUGCAUGUGUUCAUUCGACAUGGGGACAGGUACCCACUGUAUGUCAUUCCCAAAACCAAGCGACCAGAAAUUGACUGCACUCUGGUGGCCAACAGGAAACCGUAUCACCCGAAACUGGAAGCUUUCGUUAGUCACAUGUCGAAAGGAUCUGGAGCCUCUUUCGAAAGCCCCUUACACUCCCUGCCUCUUUACCCCAAUCAUCCACUGUGUGAGAUGGGAGAGCUCACUCAGACAGGAGUUGUGCAGCAUUUGCAGAACGGCCAGCUGCUGAGGGACAUCUAUCUAAAGAAACACAAACUCCUGCCGAGUGACUGGUCCCCAGACCACCUCUACUUGGAGACCACUGGGAAAAGCCGGACCCUACAAAGUGGGCUGGCCUUGCUUUAUGGCUUUCUCCCAGAUUUUGACUGGAAGAGGAUUCAUUUCAGGCAUCAGCCAAGCGCUCUGUUCUGCUCCGGAAACUGCUAUUGCCCCAUGAGAAACCAGUACCUGGAAAAGGAGCAGCGUCGGCAGUACCUCUUACGUCUGAAAAACAGCCAGCUGGAGAGGACCUACGAGGACAUGGCCAGGAUCGUGGACGUCCCCACCAAGCAACUUCGCGCUGCCAACCCCAUAGACUCCAUGCUGUGCCGCUUCUGCCACAACGUCAGCUUCCCAUGCACGAGGAACGGCUGUAUCGACAUGGAGCACUUCAAGGUGAUCAAGACGCAUCAGAUAGAGGAUGAGAGAGAGAGGCGGGAGAAGAAGCUCUAUUUGGGCUAUGCGCUCCUGGGCGCCCACCCCAUCCUGAACCAGACUGUCAACCGGAUGCAGCGUGCCGCGGAGGGCAGGAGAGAGGAGGUCUUUGCCCUCUACUCUGCUCAUGAUGUCACUCUGUCACCGGUUCUUAGCGCCUUGGGCCUGAUGGAAGCCAGAUUCCCAAGGUUUGCAGCUAGGUUGAUCUUGGAGCUCUGGCAAGACCGAGAAAAGCCAAGUGAGCAUUCUGUCCGGAUUCUUUAUAAUGGCGUCGAUGUCACAUUCCACACCUCUUUUUGCCAGGACCACCACAAGCAUUCCUCCAAGCCCAUGUGCCCCCUCGAAAACUUAGUCCGCUUUGUCAAGCGGGACAUGUUUGUGGCCCUGGGGAGUAGCGGUAGUACUAAUUAUUACGACGCAUGUCACAGGGAAGGAUUCUAGAAGGGAGGCAGUGCAGGGCUGAUAGAAUCUAUGCCAAUACAGAGGGAUGGGAAGGGUCCACUUCUAGAUCUGUCCAUUGUCAAGGGUAUAAGACUAUUGAUUUAUAAAGGCUAGAAAUCAUGUUUGAGCCAUGUGGAUGAUUGGGUUGAACGGGAAGCACAUUGCUAUAAUUGGGUUCGUGGGUUACUUGGUACAUCACGGCCAGUUCAUAGAAAGAGGAAGGUACUUCCGUCGUAGCCUGACUUUGCUCAUGAUGCCACAGGGUAUGUCAAUACCCAGAGCUGCCAGUCCAUAUGUGUAGUAUUUCGAUCUGCAGGGGUAGCAUAUGAUGGAACCAGCAAACCUCAACCAAAAUUUUCUUCAUUUGGGGUGGUUUUGCCUUGUUCCUGUUCAGCAAAACCAUUCCCAAAGUGAUUUAUCUAUAAAUAGGGGUUGGUACAUUUUUCCCGUACAGGGCCCCAUAGUAAAGACUGUGGACUCUGGGGUCCCAGAGGCCACAUACAGUCAUGUGACGUGAAAGCAACCAUAGACAGCAUGGAAACAAACGAGUGUGGCUAUAUUCACAGCCCGAGUUUGCUGACCCCUAGCUCAGAACACAGGCUCAGCUACAUUUGCACUUCCAGCACUUUGAGAACCAGUUGAGUACAAAAAAUUAUUCAGUGGUGCCUCCAAGAACUUCUGCGAGAAACACCGAAUUUGCUCUGUAGCUGGUGUGAUAACAAAACUUGAGGGGAAAUAAAAUCAGAAUGAAUCGUAGAAAAAUUAUUAGAAUAAUACUUGAUGUUCACGAUGAUUAUGGUAGUUAUGUUUUAAAUAUCUGUCUGCUGUAGUCUAUUUGCUGUAUAGGCUGAAAUUUUUGUAUUCCAUUUAGUAUUUUUAUAGUCUAGGGAACUAUUUUCUAAGACCGGUUUUAGAUGUGCUCUUAGUCCUAGGUAAAAUUCAAUUUACCAUACCUGCUUGGUGGUUAGAAGGAAGCUAGAAGCUGAAUUCAGGCACUUUCUUCCAAUAAAACUAAUUAUGGCUUAUUCCCUCUGACAAGCUGUAGAAUUGGAUCAAUUUUUAAACCGUCUGCAUCAAUUUCAAAUGGUAAAUUCUAAUUGAUUUUUAAAUAAGCUUUUGGGAGAACUUUGUUAUAGAUAGCUAAAUAAUCUUUCUAAGAUAUUUUAUAUAUUAGAAGCAAUUGUAAUUAAAUCUGUGGUUUCUGAACUAAAAUGGUGCUAGUUCCAUGUGAAGAAAUGUAAAGUGCAAGUGAGAUUCUGAAGUGUCUUUGGUAUUCCAUACUUUCCUCUUUGUUUUUGUCUAAUGUUGCCUUUGGAUACGUCUGUUUCUAUAAAUAAAUUUUUGAAGAAUA
Enhydra lutris kenyoni (northern sea otter) is the source of this 3041-nucleotide messenger RNA. Its product is annotated as 2-phosphoxylose phosphatase 1. The record is from RefSeq and is a predicted model, not a curated record. Gene Ontology annotation, biological process: glycosaminoglycan biosynthetic process; chondroitin sulfate proteoglycan biosynthetic process; dephosphorylation. Gene Ontology annotation, molecular function: phosphatase activity. The transcript is spliced from 7 exons. Lineage: Eukaryota; Metazoa; Chordata; Mammalia; Carnivora; Mustelidae. The coding region runs from base 245 to 1690 and encodes 481 amino acids. Gene Ontology annotation, cellular component: Golgi apparatus.